AUGGCGGCUUAUCUCCCAUCCGAUUGUCUCUCAAACAUCUUUUCAUAUUUCGAUACAGAUGCAAAAUCAUUAUAUUCCUCUCUUUUAGUAAAUAGAACUUGGUGUUUAAAUGUUGUUCCUGUAUUGUGGAGAAGAACAUUUUAUUUGACUUCGCAUAGUAAUUUUUCAUCAAAAAAGAGAUGUCAAUUGGUUGCGACUUAUCUGACUUGCAUGGCCGUCAAUAAGAUAUCGAGCUCAAUAUUAGAUGGAGUAAUUCCCGAUGUUACACCUAUAUCAUCGACUGCGGUCGAAAAAAUUUCAAUAUCAACUUUUGAUUAUGCUGAAUUUUUGCGUGGAUUUGAUUAUUAUGACGUAUAUCAAGCCAUUGGAAGUUGGUACGCAUUUCAAACUUGUGAUAAGAAACAAUUGAUAAAGUUUGAUAAAUUCUCAAAGAAUGUAGGUGAUAGUGAAUGUUGUAAACUUAUACUCACUCGAGAACUUGUUAAGUAUAUUGUCUGUCGUUCACCAACAAUUGACUAUCUAGCUUUGGAUGCUGAACGGAUAAUUCCGUUUGAUUAUUGGUCAUUUUCCCGUUUUCCUGGUGCUCGAAAUUGUUUAUCUUACAUACGAACAUUUGUAUGUCGUGGAAGUGCAAGUAAACUAGACGUUUACACUUCACUUGCUCAAUGGUGUAAUAGCAUUGAAUCAAUAACACUUUAUGAAAUUGGUGAUGAUGACCCUAAAGCUGAAGCAUUAUCAAAUUUGAUUCAAGGUCAGCGUAAGCUUUGUAAAUUUAUUUUAUGGGGUGGAAUGAGUAGUCAAUUACCUCAUAUCAUUAAUUCCUUGGCUUUACAAGGCUUCGGGCUUAAAUAUCUGGAAUUUCGUUUUUGUAAUUUUGAUCACUGCACACCUCUUGAUACUCUCGCAAUGUCAUGUACAGAGAUAACUACACUUAAAUUUAUUCAAUGUGGUGACCUUAAAAGUGAUAUUACUCCAAAUUUGUUGAAUUCAAUAUUUCCAAAUCUUGAGGUCUUGGACCUACAAGGAACACAAAUCCCAACAGAAGCUUUGGAGACAAUUUUCAAAUGUGCAAAUAUUGAUCUACGAAAUAUUAAUAUAGAAAAAACUGAAAGUAUACAUUCUCGAAUAAUAGAAAGUAUAGCUAAUAAUUGUAAGAACGUUACAAAAAUCAAAGCACGGUUAACGAAAGAUAAAAUGUCUCAGCUUACUAAACUAUUUCAAUCAUGUAUUAACCUUGAAAGUUUAACAUUAUACGGUCCUUUACCCGAUCGGUUAUACAUCUUUACUCAAGAUGCAAGUGAUGAUCUAUUAAUUAAUUUUCGUAAAAUUGUUCCUGCUACAUUGAAAGAAUUGGCGUUAAAAACAGAUUGCGCUUUUACCGCAUCGGCUAUAGAAAUAUUUCUUAAAGAUUGCCACGCGGAUUUGAAUAGAUUGGAAUUUAUUUCCUAUGGAAGCGUAUGGCAGCAUUUGAAUGUUAUUAAGAAAUAUGCAAAAAGGCGAGGAUUGAAGAUAAAAGAACAAGUUGCAGGAAAUUAUAAUGAGUUAUUGAUGAGGGAAUUAGGUCAUAUUAUUGUAGAAUUUGAAAAUUUUGAAUAA
Dentiscutata erythropus is the source of this 1596-nucleotide messenger RNA. NCBI's taxonomy places the organism in Eukaryota, Fungi, Glomeromycota, Glomeromycetes, Diversisporales, Gigasporaceae. The record is from the annotation of a GenBank genome assembly.